This is a messenger RNA of Diachasmimorpha longicaudata, 783 nucleotides long. RefSeq names its product transposable element Tcb1 transposase. Bases 1 to 783 code for a protein of 260 amino acids. Gene Ontology annotation, biological process: DNA transposition; DNA integration. The record is from RefSeq and is a predicted model, not a curated record. NCBI's taxonomy places the organism in Eukaryota, Metazoa, Arthropoda, Insecta, Hymenoptera, Braconidae. Gene Ontology annotation, molecular function: DNA binding. The transcript has a single exon.
AUGACUGCUCAUCAACUGAAAUUAGAGGUGGAGCAAAGGUAUUCGAAAGUUGUUUCUGACGAUACAAUCCGUAGAAUUUUAAAAAAAGCUGGAUAUGAUAGCCGAGUAGCCCGUAAGAAGCCAUAUAUUUCGGAGAUAAAUAGGCAGAAGCGCAUGGAUUUUGCAAAUGAAUACGUUUCAAAACCCCCAGAAUUUUGGAAUAGUAUUAUUUUUACGGAUGAGAGCAAGUUUUGCAUCUUUGGGAUAAAAGGUAAGAAACUGGUAUGGAGAAAGACGGGAAAGGCGUAUGAAAAAGAGAAUAUGGUACCAAGUGUAAAACAUGGUGGAAGCGGUGUUAUGGUUUGGGGCUGUAUGGCAGCCAACGGUGUUGGAAAACUUACAUUUAUUGACUCCAUAAUGGACCAGAGACUAUAUAUACAAAUUUUGAAAGAUAAUCUUCUGCAAAGUGUUCGGCAACUGGGGAUGGAACAAGAUUUUCGGUUCCAACAAGAUAACGACCCCAAACAUACCGCGCAAAAUGUCAAGCUCUGGCUUUUGUACAAUGUAAAAAACCAGUUGCGAACGCCUCCUCAAUCUCCGGACCUAAAUCCCAUUGAACAUUUGUGGGACUUGCUUGAGCGUAGAAUCCGAAAACACGCCAUAACAUCAAAAAAAAUGCUUAAGGAUAUUAUAAUGCAGGAAUGGGGAAAAAUUGCGCCAGAAGAUACAGCGAAACUUGUGGAUUCAAUGCCCAGGCGUCUUAUUGAAGUACUAAAGAGAAAAGGAUAUCCCACUAGAUACUAG